This is a messenger RNA of Mugil cephalus (flathead mullet), 3174 nucleotides long. RefSeq names its product G protein-coupled receptor kinase 7a (gene grk7a). Gene Ontology annotation, biological process: regulation of signal transduction; signal transduction; protein phosphorylation. The record is from RefSeq and is a predicted model, not a curated record. Gene Ontology annotation, molecular function: ATP binding; rhodopsin kinase activity. The transcript is spliced from 4 exons. Gene Ontology annotation, cellular component: cytoplasm. Bases 171 to 1844 code for a protein of 557 amino acids. NCBI's taxonomy places the organism in Eukaryota, Metazoa, Chordata, Actinopteri, Mugiliformes, Mugilidae.
GUGUCUUACGUUUGCAGGUAGGCUGGGUGAAGGAGCUCAUUUGCGCGCUGGCUUCAGAGCGACUUGCACUCUCACACAGACACACAGAUUGUGAAAGUCGGAGGGCAUCUCUGGGAAGCCGCUGAAGAACCCAGUCGCGUAGGGGGGACAGACCACAUACAGCCGCCAACAUGUGUGACAUGGGGGGACUGGAUAACCUGGUGGCCAACACGGCCUACCUGAAAGCCCAGGGUGGUGAUGACAAGGAGAUGAAAAAGCGCCGUCGCAGCUUGUCUCUCCCCAAGCCCGAACAAUGUACUGCAAUAAGAGCUUCGGUUGAAAAGGACUUUACAUCGCUUUGUGAAAGACAGCCUAUUGGCAAAAAGUUUUUCCGUGAGUUCCUGGCAAAUAACGCUGAAUUUAAGCUCGCUGCUGAUUUCUUGGAUGAGUUGUACGACUGGGAUCUGGCUGAAGGUCCAGCGAAAGAUAAAGCACGCCAAAACAUCAUCACCAAGUAUUGCAAAGCUGACUCCAAGAAUUUCCUGACCUUUCUCUCCGGGGAACCUGCUGAAAAAUGCAAGUCUGUCACAGAUGCCACCUUUGAUGAAGUGAUGAAAGGCAAGGUCCAGGAAGGUGUAAGAGAAUUUCUGAAAGGCAAACCCUUUACAGAUUACCAGGCAAGCCCAUUCUUUGAUAAAUUCCUCCAGUGGAAAGAGUAUGAGAAACAGCCCAUCAGUGACAAGUACUUCUAUGAGUUCAGGACUCUGGGAAAAGGAGGCUUUGGAGAGGUAUGUGCUGUUCAAGUCAAGAACACAGGCCAGAUGUAUGCCUGCAAGAAGUUGUGUAAAAAGCGACUGAAGAAAAAGGGAGGUGAGAAGAUGGCCCUGUUGGAGAAGCAGAUCUUAGAGAAGGUCAACAGCCUGUUUCUGGUCAACUUGGCCUACGCUUACGAUACCAAAACCCACCUGUGCCUUGUCAUGACCCUGAUGAAUGGAGGAGACCUCAAGUACCACAUUUACAACAUUGGCUAUGAUGGCAAAGGUGUGGACAAGGGCAUUGAAAUGAAGCGCAUCGUCCACUACACAGCUCAGAUCACCACUGGCAUUUUGCAUCUGCACGCCAUGGAUAUUGUAUAUCGUGAUAUGAAGCCGGAGAACGUGUUGCUGGACAGCUUUGGCCAGUGCCGACUUUCAGAUUUGGGUCUGGCCAUAGAGAUCGUUCCGGGGAAGACUGUCACCCAGAUGGCCGGUACUGGGGCCUACAUGGCCCCUGAGAUCCUCAGCAAAACCCCAUACAGGACAUCAGUGGACUGGUGGGCCCUGGGCUGCAGUAUCUAUGAGAUGGUGGCUGGCUACACACCUUUUAAAGGCCCCGAGAGUAAAAAGGAGAAGGUGGAGAAGGAGGAGGUGCAGCGCCGCAUCCUCAAUGAGGAACCAAAGUGGGAGCACAAGUGCUUUGAUGCACCCACCAAGGACGUCAUCCAGCAGUUCCUCAAGAAAAAAAUAGAGGAGCGCCUGGGCAUGAAGAAUGACAUGGAGGAUCCCAGGAAACACGAGUGGUUCAAGUCCAUCAACUUCCCCCGUCUGGAGGCAGGACUGGUGGAUCCCCCAUGGGUGCCCAAGCCCAACGUCGUCUACGCCAAGGACACUGGCGAUAUUGCAGAGUUCUCCGAGAUCAAGGGCAUCGAGUUUGACGCCAAGGACGACAAAUUCUUUAAGGAGUUCAGCACAGGUGCUGUGGCCAUUCAGUGGCAACAGGAGAUGAUCGAAACUGGGCUGUUCGACGAGCUCAAUGAUCCCAACAGGAAAGAAGGCGGAGGAGGUGGUGAUGACGAGAAGAAGUCUGGCACGUGUGUUCUGCUGUGAGCAAUCGCGCGUUUGCUAUCGUGUACCAGUAAUAACACUCAAUCAUUCGUUUUCUCAGUCACAAGCAAAAUAACGUUGAUGUAAAAUAAAGAAAUCAUGUUUCACGAGAGUCGAGCAUCUAAGUAGAGAAAGGUGCGCUGUCCCUCUCUUGUAAGGAUGCUCAGGGUUUAGAGAUCAGCUGCUCAUGAGGCAAAGUUGAAUAAAAUAUGAAGGAUGUGAUCCUUUGAACAUCUUCUGUGUGGUUCACAGCUUCUCUUGAAGAUAUGCGUACCUAAUGUUGUAGACUUGCACAAUGGCCAUAAAUGACUAGGCGUAAGCUUUACAGAGUAACACUAGUGUUAGAGGGGUAAGUGGGAGGUCUUUGUGCCAGGAAUACUGCAUUAGCUAACUGCCCAAGAAAUGAAUAUUCAAACACGAUGUGCAGUAUCACCUCCUGAAGAGACUUAGUUGCACUCAAGACCCCAGAUGCUGAAAUUGGUCUUCAAAACCUUGAAUUCUAUUGAAUUGUGUAAACACGUAAUUUUAUAGCACUUUCAUGCCCUAUAUCGAUCAUAAGCCCCCACUGUCUCUAGACUGAAAAGUGCUUUUUAUCCACACUUGGGGAUGAUGUAAAGUUUAAUUAAAUACUGUGACCCUAAACCUCACUAUGUGACAUCUAGCUGGUUAACCGUCCACACGAAGUUUAGUUGUAAAAAAACUAUAAAAAGCAAUUGUUGCAACUGUAUGUUUUGUAUAUAAAGAAAAUGAUCUAUAUCUAUGCACAGAGAGAAAGGGAAAAAUGUAAUAAGUCAUGUAAAAUGUAGGAGGAAUUUAAAGAAAAUGAAGAAUACCAAACGGCCCUUCACUGAGUCCCUCUACUGUUGGUGCUAUGAGGCUCAACUUAGUGAGAAAUGGAGACUCUAGACCGGGGAUAUUGGGGGACAGAUGCGUGCAGAGACAGCAGCUCAUUGCUGCAUGUGAAGGAGGAAAUUAUAGAGGAGUUGGGCAUUAAAGCUCCGAACCAGGAAUGUGUGCAUUGCUCUGUCCAUAGCCCUGAAAUACAAUGAUAAAUCAGGUCUCUUUUCUUAGUUUGGGAUGAGACAUGGGUUAGUUCAAAGAUAAUCCUUGUUACUCUUUAUUUGUCUCAGGUUAUUUAUUUGCUUUUAAAUGUCCAGAUCUUGGGCCGAGUUGUUUGAGUUUUUACAGGUUAUGUUAAUACGAAAUAUAUAUAUACAAUAAAUGUGCUUGUAAAUAUAAAAUGGGACAAAUUGCUCCAAUAGAAAUAUCAGAUGUGAUGCAGAAAUUUCCAUAAACACUGAAACCUUUGAAUAAAUGAAAAUGUCUUUUAAAA